AUGCUGAAGAAACUCACGCUCGCCGGUGGGCUCUUGAUCGCUGUGAACCUGAGCUUCCUCGUGGGUGGCAUUCUGCUGCUCCGGUUCAAGGCCACACUCGAGCGAAGCGGAUGGACCGAUGCACUGGAACACACCGACUACGAGUACGUUGCCCACACUGCGACGUGGAUGCUCCAGCUGCUGGGGAUCGCUGCCAUUGUGCUGGCGCUCGUGGGGAUCAUUGGCGCUGUGGUGCAGAACCGCUUGAUGCUGCUGCUCUAUGCGCUCGUCGUGGUCGUCGCCAUGGCGGUCUUCGGGGUCCUCGCAGGCCUCGCGUUCGCGUUCAAAGCUAAGAUGACUGGCUACGAGGCAGCUGCGUACCCAGUGGACGACCGAGAAGCAGUGGUGGCCACGACGUUCAAUCAGGUGUACUGCUACGCGGAGGGGUACUACUACUGUAACAAUGCAACGGCUGCAGAGGCGUACACGACGUUCUUCCCCGAUGCUCCUGGGGAGCUCCUGAGUCUAUUGCCCAAUGUCACGGGCAUUGUGUCGCUCUGUGGCGAGCUCUCGAGCACUGUGAGCGGCCUGCAGACUGUGUGUGAAGCCUGCAACAUGUCGACGACGUUUGCCAAGUACGACCGGAUCUUAAUGUGGGCCGAGGACAAGUGCCCGCGCACUGCUGUUACGGGUCAGUGGUGCGCCUCGUUCCUCGCCACGGGCACUCCCGGCGAAGCGUACAAUGGCGCGCCGUACGGCCAGUGCCGUGCCAUUUUUUUUGGCGUGGCGAUCGACUGGAGCAACACGAUGGCCACAGCCGGUCUGUUGCUGGCGAUUGCAGCACUUGUUAUUGUGGUCAUGACGUGUUUCGCCCGUCGGUCGAAAGAGCGCGUGACAACGGAUACCCACGAGGUGCACGAGAUGCAUAAUGGCAUGGACAAGCUGGACGACGUGCAUGGAAGUCACUAG
Messenger RNA from Hyaloperonospora brassicae, 948 nucleotides. The record is from the annotation of a GenBank genome assembly. NCBI's taxonomy places the organism in Eukaryota, Oomycota, Peronosporomycetes, Peronosporales, Peronosporaceae.